UUUGUCGACAAUCAUUGACAAGUUUAUCCUCUUCGGGCGGUCGAUAUCAGCGAUGGGUUAAUCUGAACAGCUUCGUCAAAAGUUACAGCUGUUGAUGAUGAUGGAAGAAGGAAGCAUCGUCCAUCAAGGUCCCCGCAAAAAGUCGUCGUGUGGAUCGCCCAAACGAACGGUUCCAGAACUUCCAGCCGCACAUCCCUGCCAGGGGCUCCGCCUUCGCCCUAUUUAGAAGUAGGUCCGGACAGGUGGCCCGAGCUUGUCAGGACACGACACGGGGGUCACUUUGGCUUCAAUUCAGAGGUGAUGACAUCUUUAUUUCUGGCAGGCAACUCACAGCGUACUUCACACAUACCAUCUCGCAACACCAAAUCACCCCAAUACUGUAUCACACCAUAAAAAUCUGAAGACAAUCGAUAAGAAUAAAACCGACAAAAUGUCCGCCCUUUUCAACCUCCAGUCACUCCUCCUUGUAAUCCUCCUCCUAAUCUGCACAUGCGCCCACGUCCACCAAAUCUUCCCCGCCAUCCUCGACAGAAACAAGACCGGCCUUAUGGGUGUCUUUUGGAAGUCAGCCAGGAUCGGUGAGAGACUGAGCCCGUACAUGAGUUUGUGGUGUCUCUUCAUGGCUGGCUCCAUCUUCCUCAGCUCUUAAACUAGCUUUGAUGGGAGGGAAUCAGAUUGGUGGUUUAGGUAUAUAAUAAUUGCCUUUGGUUUGGCGAUGUCACGGCGUUGGGUUUUGGUUUCUUCUUACACAACACUUACACCAAGCAGUAAUGAGACAGUGGUGGAUAUGCGGUGGGGAGACCGGUUGUUUGCCUUGCGCAGGCAUGAUAAUGAGGACAAGAUCAUCAAAAGAGAAAACUAAUUUAAAAUUUCUCAACAACCAAUUCCCAGACUCUUUCACGUUUAUGCCGGCUCUAGGAUAUUUGUUUCUUGUUUCUUCACGAUAGUUGUGGGUUGGCUUCCUUCAACGGUAUGCGUCUUAGGUGGCCUUCUGGAACUGGACAGGACAUAACGACAAUAUCAGAUAGGAAAAUGAGAUGGGCCUCACCAACACCGGCCAUCUAAACUCAUAUGAUAGAAAUGGAGGGUAGUGUACAUAAGCGAGGCCUCUCCACCAUCUUCCCCAGACCAACGAUCGCCAAUCCGUUUUGCUGGCCUUUCCGAG
Molecule: messenger RNA, 1165 nt
Organism: Podospora pseudocomata
Lineage: Eukaryota; Fungi; Ascomycota; Sordariomycetes; Sordariales; Podosporaceae
Exons: 4
Coding region: 431-649 (72 amino acids)
Biological process (GO): protein secretion; intracellular transport
Source: RefSeq, a predicted model, not a curated record